Molecule: messenger RNA, 753 nt
Organism: Folsomia candida
Lineage: Eukaryota; Metazoa; Arthropoda; Collembola; Entomobryomorpha; Isotomidae
Exons: 2
Coding region: 126-608 (160 amino acids)
Source: RefSeq, a predicted model, not a curated record
CCCCUCCUAAGAAAUUUAUGCGUUACAAACAAGUUAGCGAAUUGUUUCAAAACUUUAAAAAUAUUUUUCCACUGAAGGACAUCGGAUCUAAACAUUUAUUUAUAGAAAGUCUACAAACUUGAAAAAUGUAUUUCGGCAGCAAAUUCCAACUAAUAAUUUUUUUGGGAGGGUUUUACCUCGUGGGGCAAAUCUAUUGCCAGGAUCCAGCAAUUACGGCGUUGAACGCGAGAGUUACAGAAGUUAAUAACACUGCAAUUGCCAACAAGAACGCCAUAACCGGACUCACAACUCGCCUCACGAACCUGGAAACUCGACAAACUACCGACUACAACUUUUUAAAUGGACGAAUUACCACGAUAAAUACGAAUUUGACAUCCGUAUACAAAACAUUGAAGGAUCACACGGCCGACAUUUCGGUCCUGGCGUCAAGUUUGGAUGCCGCAAAUGCGAAUAUAGCCGCGGCAAAUGACCAAAUUUCAAAAUUACAGGCGGCAAAUCAAGUCUGGAUCAGUAAUUGGCGCGUGGUUAACAAAACUUUUGCCGAGUUGAGGAAAAAAUUGAAAUUUACGGUGGCUCGUGGAGCCAUUCGGGUUGUGCAGGUCGGAUAAGCAGGUUUUUUUCUGUGUAAUUUGGUAAUCAUAAUUAAAUAGCGUACAUAAACCGCUUUUCGAAAAUAAAUAUGCAAUAAAGAAAUUAGUUUUAAGAUGAGAAAGUCUUCAAAAUUGGUUAAUUUUAGGCGUAAAUUUUCUGAAA